UGUGUUUAAAUGUAUAACUUCAUGGGGCUGAACAGCACGGCCGUAGCUAUUCAGCCCAAUGUGUCCUGCACAUGCAACUGCAAAAGGUCUUUGUUCCAGAGCAUGGAGAUCAGCACUGAAUGUUUAGGUCGCACCUUUCCAGGUAAACUGGCGGAGCUGGAGUUUGUACAGAUAAUCAUAAUCGUGGUGGUGAUGAUGGUGAUGGUGGUGGUGAUCACGUGUCUGCUGAACCACUACAAACUCUCUGCGCGCUCCUUCAUCAGCCGGCACAGCCAGGGCAGGCGGCGGGACGAGAACCUCUCCUCAGAGGGAAGCCUGUGGCCUUCGGAAAGCACCGUGUCGGGGACCGGCAUAACAGAGCAGAUCUACACCCCGCGGCCCAGCGAGCGCCUGGCAGUGCCCUCCUUCCUGCAGAGGGACCGCUUCAACCGGUUCCAGCCCACGUACCCGUACCUGCAGCACGAGAUCGACCUGCCGCCCACCAUCUCGCUGUCGGACGGCGAGGAGCCCCCGCCCUACCAGGGACCCUGCACGCUGCAGCUGCGCGACCCCGAGCAGCAGAUGGAGCUCAACAGGGAGUCCGUGCGGGCCCCCCCAAACAGAACCAUCUUCGACAGUGACUUGAUAGAUAACUCCGUGUUCGGGGGGCCGUGCCCCCCCAGCAGUAACUCUGGCAUCAGCGCCACCUGCUACGGCAGCAGCGGCAGGAUGGAGGGGCCGCCGCCGACCUACAGCGAGGUGAUCGGCCACUACCCCGGCUCCACCUUCUACCAGCACCAGCAGAACAACAACGGGAUGCCCCCCAUCUUGGAGGGCAGCAGACUCCAUCCCUCACAGAUCAAUGGCCUUGAGAGCACAACGACGACGACGACGGCGUGGAACAAAGAGAAAGAGAAACAAAAAGGGCACCCCUUUUAAAAAAAAAAAAAAAAAGAAAAAAAGGAAAAAGAAAAAAAAAAGGCAAGAAAGUAAAUGAAACACUCUGCACUUCUCAUUAAAAGAAAAAGGAGAGAGAGUUGAGGAAGAUGAGCAAAGAAAAAAAAAAAAGAAGCCCUUCCCCAUCUCUCCGUGUAUAAAUAUUUACUUGUUAUGUCUGGUCUGAAUGCACAAGCCUACCAAGCUUGCAAAAACAUUUCUUUAUUGAGCUGUGUCUAGACGUUUAAAAAGGAAAAAAAAAUUCAACUGUAGUCUUUUUUUUUGUUUGUUUCUAGUUGGGCUGUGUGUGAAUGCUUUUUUUUUUUGUUUGAUUAUUUCACUUAUCUUUAAAAACAAAAUAUUUGCACAAAAACCAUUUUGUUUAAAGAUCUGCAAUAUAAAUAUAUAAAUAUAUAUUAAAAAUAAGAGAAAGUGUAUGUGUAAGGAGCAGGAGUAUUUUUGUAUUAGAAGAGGCCUAUUCAAAAAAAAAAGUUGUUUUCUGAACUAGAAGAAAAAUGGCAAUUUUUUGAGUGCCAACUCAAAAAGCAUGUAUUACAUUGUAAAAAAACAAAAAACAAAAAAAAAAUCAAAAGCAGGGGUUUAGAGUUAUUUAUAUAAAUGUUGAAAUUUUGCACUAUUUUUUAAUAUAAAUAUGUCAGUGCUUGUGUUGGUCAAAGCCUCUAUCAUGUCUACCAUGAACCUGUUAAGGGAUCUAAGUGGAAGUGAAGAACAAAGUAGCUGGAAGGGGAGGAGGAUCGCUGGAGUGGAGAUGCCAGCCCUGGGAGGAGCGGUGAGCGAGACUGCAGUUUAUGCAAAUCCUUAAUUUCCAGAGUCCCUGCGCAUGGCCGCCGACAGCCACGGCUUUUAUACAUUCCCUACAAAGCAGGAGGAGUUGGUGUGUGUCUGUCUGUCAUCCGGUAGGAUUAUUGGAGUAACAAGGUAAAAUGAAAACUCCCUGCUUCUCACAGUCAGGAAUGACUGAAGCAGGCAAAAAUUACUUGAUUUUUUUUUUUUUU
Molecule: messenger RNA, 1931 nt
Organism: Camarhynchus parvulus
Lineage: Eukaryota; Metazoa; Chordata; Aves; Passeriformes; Thraupidae
Gene: PMEPA1
Product: prostate transmembrane protein, androgen induced 1
Exons: 5
Coding region: 10-918 (302 amino acids)
Biological process (GO): negative regulation of transforming growth factor beta receptor signaling pathway
Cellular component (GO): early endosome membrane; Golgi membrane
Molecular function (GO): R-SMAD binding
Source: RefSeq, a predicted model, not a curated record